UCGCGCCGAGGCUGUGGCUGAAGCAGCAGCAGCAGCGGCGGCUAAGGCGAGUUGUUGUUCCUCCUCCUCGCAUGGUGUCUCGCGGGCGGCGGUGACAAGCCUUUGCCGAGGCCUCCGCUCGGCCUCUCUCCUUCUUUUCAGCCAUGGCUGGGGAAGGAGGCGGACAACACUCGGCGGAGCUGCGAGCGGAGCUCUAUUUCCUCAUCGCGCGCUUUCUGGAGAGCGGACCCUGCCAGGAAGCGGCUCAGGUCCUGAUCCGAGAAGUGGCCGAGCGGGAGCUCCUGCCUAGGCGCACCGACUGGACCGGGAAGGAGCACCCGCGCAGCUACCAGAGCCUCGUAAAAUAUUAUAGACAUUUGGCACCUGAUCACCUAUUCCAGAUAUGCCAUCGACUAGGACCACUUCUAGAACAAGAAAUUCCACAGAGUGUUCCAGGAGUCCAAACAUUGUUAGGAGCUGGAAGACAGUCUUUGCUUCGCACAAGCAAAAGCUGCAAGCAUGUGGUGUGGAAAGGAUCUGCUCUUGCUGCGUUGCACUGUGGAAGACCUCCAGAGUUGCCAAUAAACUAUGGCAAUCCUGCUAGUAUAGCUGAAACUCUCUUUUCAAGAAAAGUAAAUGGAAAAUACAGACUUGAACACUUAGUUCCAACCGCUGUUUAUCAACAUAUGAAAAUGCACAAGCGGAUCCUGGGACACUUGUCUUCAGUAUAUUGCGUAACAUUUGAUCGAACAGGCAGACGAAUAUUCACUGGUUCUGAUGAUUGUCUUGUGAAAAUCUGGGCAACGGAUGAUGGAAGGUUGCUUGCUACUUUAAGAGGACAUGCAGCUGAAAUAUCGGACAUGGCUGUUAAUUUUGAAAACACAAUGAUUGCUGCUGGGAGUUGUGACAAAAUGAUAAGAGUAUGGUGUCUCCGAACAUGUGCUCCUUUGGCUGUUUUGCAAGGCCACAGUGCAUCCAUAACGUCGCUACAGUUUUCUCCACUAUGCAGUGGUUCAAAAAGAUACCUGUCUUCAACAGGGGCUGAUGGAACAAUAUGCUUUUGGUUGUGGGAUGCUGGAACCCUUAAAAUAAAUCCAAGGCCAACAAAGUUUACAGAACGUCCGAGACCUGGAGUGCAAAUGAUCUGUUCUUCUUUUAGUGCUGGUGGAAUGUUUCUGGCCACUGGAAGUACAGAUCACAUCAUUAGGGUUUAUUUCUUUGGAUCAGGUCAGCCAGAGAAGAUAUCAGAGUUGGAGUUUCAUACUGAUAAAGUGGACAGCAUUCAGUUUUCUAACACUAGCAGUCGAUUUGUAAGUGGGAGUCGUGAUGGAACAGCACGCAUUUGGAUGUACAAGAAAAAGGAAUGGAAGAGCAUUUUGUUAGAUAUGGCUACUCGUCCUGCAGGUCAAAACGCACAAGGAGUAGAAGACAAAAUCACAAAACUGAAAGUUACUAUGGUAGCAUGGGAUCGCCACGACAAUUCAGUUAUCACUGCUGUUAAUAACAUGACCUUGAAGGUUUGGGACUCUUUUACUGGACAACUUAUUCAUGUCCUCAUGGGCCAUGAAGAUGAAGUAUUUGUACUUGAAAGUCACCCUUUUGACCCUAGAGUGCUCUUCUCUGCUGGCCAUGAUGGAAAUGUAAUCGUAUGGGAUUUAGCAAAAGGAGUAAAAAUCAGAUCUUAUUUCAAUAUGAUUGAAGGACAAGGACAUGGGGCAGUGUUUGACUGCAAGUGCUCUCCUGACGGCCAGCAUUUUGCUUGUACAGACUCACAUGGUCAUCUUUUGAUCUUUGGCUUUGGUUCCAGCAGUAAAUAUGAUAAGAUAGCAGAUCAGAUGUUCUUUCACAGUGAUUAUCGGCCUCUUAUCCGUGAUGCCAACAACUUUGUGCUGGAUGAACAGACACAGCAAGCACCGCACCUCAUGCCUCCCCCAUUUUUGGUUGAUGUUGAUGGUAAUCCUCAUCCAUCAAGAUAUCAAAGAUUAGUUCCAGGACGUGAGAACUGUCGAGAGGAGCAACUUAUCCCUCAAAUGGGGGUAACUUCAUCAGGACUGAACCAAGUUUUAAGUCAACAAGUUAGUCCUUUGGACAGCAUGAUACAAAGACUUCAACAAGAGCAAGACCAGAGGCGGUCUGGAGAGGCUGGAACUAGCAAUAUUAACAGAAUUGGAAGGGGCUCUGCAAACACCACUUCAGAGGUUCAUUCACCACCAAAUGUGGGAUUAAGACGCAGUGGACAAAUUGAGGGCGUACGGCAGAUGCAUAGCAAUGCACCAAGAAGUGAAAUAGCUACUGAAAGGGACCUAGUGGCAUGGAGUCGAAGGGUUGUUGUGCCAGAGCUGACAGCAGGAGUAGCCAGUCGACAGGAAGAAUGGCGAACAGCUAAGGGAGAAGAAGAAAUAAAAAUAUACAGAUCAGAAGAGAAAAAAAAGCAUAUUGUAAGCCACGUUGCAAGAGAGAACAAAACACCUCCUUUGCCUAAGAAUCAUACUAAUGAUCAUAUAUUAGAUGCAAGUGAUUCGAAAAAACAACAGGCCAAUCCACAUAAUUACCGUACUAGAUAUGCAUUGGAAGAAACUGCAAGGCCAAAUGAAGACAUGGAAAAUGGAAGCAGUUCAUCAGAGGAGAUAGAAGUAGUUGUUGCCAGUGGUGGAACAUCUGAAGAUGAAGGAAAGGCAUGGAACAGUGAUGGUAGUUCUAGUGAUUAUUCUAGUGAUUAUUCUGAUUGGACAGCAGAUGCUGGAAUUAAUCUGCAGCCACCAAAGAAAGUUCCUAAAAUCAAGACAAAGAAAGUAGAGAGCAGUUCAGAAGAUGAAGAGGGUCCAGAAAAACAAAGGCAAAAGCAAAUCAGAAAAGAAAGAAAAAAAGGUAUUGAAGACAAAGAUGGUCCAACAUCACCAAAGAAAAAGAAACCCAAAGAGAGAAAACAAAAGAGGUUGCCUGUGGGAGUUUUAUCAGAAAAUGGCUUGACAUUGGAAGAAUGGCUGCCUUCAGUAUGGAUUACGGAUCCUUUCCCCCGCCGAUGUCCAUUUGUACCACAAAUGGGAGACGAGGUUUACUAUUUCCGCCAAGGCCAUGAAGCAUAUGUUUCUAUGGCAAAGAAGAACAAGAUAUAUAGCAUCAAUCCAAAAAAACAACCGUGGCAUAAGAUGGAACUUCGGGAACAAGAGCUGAUGAAAAUAGUUGGAAUAAAAUAUGAAGUUGGGUUGCCUACACUUUGUUGCCUUAAACUGGCUUUUCUUGACCCAGAUACUGGUAAACUGACUGGAGGAUCUUUUACAAUGAAGUAUCAUGAUAUGCCAGAUGUUAUCGAUUUCCUGGUGUUAAGGCAGCAAUUUGAUGAUGCAAAACACAGACGAUGGAACAUAGGUGAUAGAUUUAGAUCUGUAAUUGAUGAUGCCUGGUGGUUUGGGACAAUAGAAAGUCAAGAGCCCCUUCAGCCUGAUUAUCCUGACAGCUUGUUUCAGUGCUACAAUGUCUGUUGGGACAAUGGAGACACUGAGAAAAUGAGUCCUUGGGAUAUGGAGCCUAUACCAAACAAUGGUAUGUGUCUACUUUCCCCUAGAAGUACAGAAAGGAGACAGAACUUACUAUCUGUCUUUCCAGAGGAGCUUGGAACUAGUGUUCCUUUAACUAGUGCUGAGAGCAGAUCACUGAUCUAUAAGCCCCUGGAUGGAGAAUGGGGUUCUCGGAGUCGCGAUGAUGAAUGUGAAAGAAUAAUUUCAGGGAUAAACCAACUGAUGACUCUAGAUAUUGCGUCUGCUUUUGUGGCUCCUGUGGAUUUCCUAGCUUAUCCAAUGUACUGUACUGUUGUUGCAUAUCCUACUGAUCUCAGCACAAUUAAACAAAGACUGGAAAAUAGAUUUUACAGGCGUCUUUCUUCACUCAUGUGGGAAGUUCGGUAUAUAGAAUACAAUACUCGGACAUUCAAUGAACCAGGAAGUCCCAUUGUCAAAUUGGCGAAGUUUGUCACAGACCUCCUUCUGCAGUUCAUGAAAGAUCAGACUUGCUAUGACAUAAUCCCACUUUAUAAUGCAAUGAAGAAAAAAGUCUUGUCUGACUCAGAGGAGGAAGAAGAGAAAGACGUUAACAUGCCAGGCACUUCCACUAGAAAGAGGAAGGAUCAUCAGCCAAAGCGGAGGCUGCGUAAUAGAGCACAAUCCUAUGAUAUUCAGGCCUGGAAAAGGCAGUGUCAGGAAUUGUUGAAUCUGAUUUUUCAGUGUGAAGAUUCUGAACCAUUUCGUCAGCCAGUGGAUCUUCUUGAAUAUCCGGAUUACAGAGACAUCAUUGACACACCAAUGGAUUUUGCUACAGUUCGAGAAACACUAGAAGCAGGGAAUUAUGAAUCUCCAAUGGAGUUGUGUAAAGAUGUGAGACUAAUCUUCAGCAACUCCAAAGUUUAUACACCAUGCAAAAGAUCAAGAAUUUACAGCAUGAGCCUACGCCUGUCUGCCUUCUUUGAGGAACACAUUAGUUCUAUUUUAUCAGAUUACAAGUCUGCUUUGCGUUUUCAUAAAAGAAGCACCGUUAAAAAAAGAAGGAAGAAAAGAAGUAGAAGCAGUUCUGUUUCUAGUAGUGUUGCAUCAAGUCCAGAAAGGAAACGGCGACUAAUAAAGCCGCAGUUGAAAGCUGAACCCACAUCUGCCCCUGUCUCCUCUGCACCUGCCCGGGGAACAUCCCUGAGAAACAUUGCUGCUCAGAUGAAUGGGAAAGCGGUUGACUCUGCAACUUUGGUCCGAAAAAGGAGUACAAGGGCAGUAACAGAAAUAGCUAAUCAUGAGCAGCCAUCUACUUCAGCAGGAAAACCUUUAACUGUGAAACCUAGUAUUGUUGCACAAGGAGUGCCAGUGCCAGAAAAUUCUACCAAACUCUCCAAGAAUCAGAAUAUGUUACCAGUCCCUAAUCAAACCAAUUACACUCACAACACUAGAAAUAAUACUGGAAGAGAAAAUGUGGAAAAAGAUAAACCAAUUAAACGUAAAAUCAAACCAAAAUCUUCCACCAGCAAUCCACAAGCAGAUUGCAAGAAGAGCGCUGUGGCUUUGGCAUCAGGAAGCAUCCAGGUGAAUGGACACGGAGGACAGCCCUCAAAGCCCGUGUUUAAGAGGGGUCCUGGACGGAAACCCAAGAAUGAGACUAAAAACAGCUGUGAAGUGGUACCCAAAAAAAGAGGAAGAAAACCAAAAAGCCUGUUACUUGCUCAGCAGCAGAGUUUGGAGCAGAAUGCAAACCAAGUCACUAAAGGCUUGCCAACAGAGGAAGCCUCUGCUUCUACUGCAUGCAAUUCUGUCCCAGAAAAUAAUGUGAAAAAAGACCUAUUACCAAGGAAAGGACGUGUAGGUAGAAAGCCAAAAAGAAAGCCACAGGCAGAGCAACCAGGAUUGGAACAUAAGUUUUCUGCAGAUCCUAAGAUUCAGACAAGAAGCAGGAGAAAAAAAACAGAUGGACCUGUUGAAGAAGGGGAUGCAGAGCCUGAGGAGUGUAAAGACUCUGAGCCUCACAUGAGAACUAGAAACCAGGGGAGAAGGACAGCUUUUUACAAUGAAGAUGACUCAGAGGAGGAGCAAAGGCAGCUGUUGUUUGAAGACACCUCUUUGACUUUUGGGACAUCUAGCAGAGGCAGAGUCCGAAAAUUGACUGAAAAAGCAAAGGCUAAUCUGAUUGGUUGGUAACUUCAGCAUUUUAAAAAUGCUCAUAAAUAGGUACAACUGAGGAAUUAGAAGACCUAUGGAUACUGCUUUUGGCUGCUAUUCACAAGUGAGAUUGGUUUUUGAUUUGGAGAAAUAGAGCAAAAACAAACUGAACGUUUCUUUGGAAGAAGUAUGUAUUUUAAACAUUUGCUAUUUAUUGCCCUCCAAGUAGGUUAUGCAUUUCAAUUUACUUCAGUUGGAAUCAAAGAUUGUAUAAAUGAAACUUGAUUUGGAGAGAUGCUACUGUAAUUUUGAACAGUACAACCUCUAAUUGAUUAAAAUGAGAGAAUUUUUAAUGUAACAGACUGAGAACAGAACUAUUUUUGAAUGAGCAAGGUACAGUACAUUUGUAUAGAGUGUAGUAUCUGUGUUUUUCAGGAUAUUAGCAGAGUAUGGCAGUAGACACUAUUGAGAACAAAUGCAAAAUUGCCAAACUUUGCCGAUUCGGUAGCAUUUAAUUCGGUAGUGAUUGGGCACACUUUUUGGAAAAACCAAUGUAGUGCAGGUUGUUUUAUCUAUGUUCUGCCAGAGAGAGAAAUUACAGUGUGUAAAUCUAUAUAUUUAUAUAUAGAUAUGUAGAUAUAUAUGCAUACAUAUAUAUAUCCACAUUGGAAAAAGUUUGACUAAUAUGUCUAAUUUUUCAGACCUUCAUUCUCGUAUCAAUCAAAUCUCUGUUUAUCGUGCCAAAGACUGAAAACCGGUACAGUGGAAUAGUUUUGAGUGUCAGUGCAGCCUACAGUUUCAAUUAUGUUUAUGAUUCCAUGUUCAAAGUAUAGAUUGUUCUGAAAAAUUAUCUCUACUGAUACUUUGUAAUAAAAAAUACACAAUAAUGCACUGGUGGGAUCCUUUAAAAGAACUUGAGGAAAAGUUAUAAAUUGUGUUAAAGGGAUCAAGGAACAUGCAGGAAAAUAUGAGAUUCUGGUGUUUAUGUUAUUAUCAUAUUAGCAAUUACUACAAAUUGUGUUAAACGGACUAAAAUUACUUUCUGAAGAAGUAUGUGCAUAUACAUAUUGAAUAUGUACACUAGCACAUCAGUACACAAUAUUACCCAGGUAUAAUUGUUUCAGGACUUUUUAGAUAGUGCUAGAAUAUUAUUAAUUUUUAAAAUGUCAUACUAUAAUUUUACGGGGAAUAAUUGGUUAUUUUCAGUCAUUAAAGAUAAAAAGGCCAAAUCACGUAUGCAAUCAUGUUUUAUACAGUAUUCGCAUUGCACAUUGUUUUCUGCACUUUUUACAGUAUACUUAUCAAGCUGACAUGAGACAAUAUAAACACCCUAAAGGAAAAAUCCCACUUUAUGAUUGUGCCUUGUAUUCUAUUAUUUUGUGCAUCUUUAGUAAGCUUAAGUUGUCUAUUGUAAAUGAUGACUAUAUGACUUAGGAGAAUGUAUUGUUGUAUGUACUGCAAUGGAAAAAGACAGUUAUUUAUUUAUGGUACAUUUACUUAUUUUAUACUUUAAAUUUUAAUACAAUUUUAUUGUUUAAAAGCAUAGUCCAAUUUAAAAAAAAUACAGUCAAUCUGUAGCAUGGUACAAAAAUGUAACUACACUUUUCAUAGAACAUUGGGGAAAGGAAGAGAUAAUUAAAAACAAAAGUUUCCAUAUUUGUGAAAACUGCCUGGUCUUGAGCAAGAAAUGAAAAGUUGCAACAGUGGGCUCCUCAUGCAUAUAUUCACAAAAGGGGUGUGGUGCUGUCAACUUGUAGGAAUGCAGUGUGAAGGGCGAGGAUCUGAGUCAAUCACUUGUGAUUCCACUAUUAUAGUGGUUCUCAACCUGUGGGUCCCCAGGUGUUUUGGCCUACAACUCUCAGAAAUCCCAGCCAGUUUACCAGCUGUUAGGAUUUCUGGGAGUUGAAGGCCAAAACAUCUGGGGACCCACAGGUUGAGAACCACUGCUCUAGUGGAAAGGGGAGGGUAGUCACAUUGCCCAGCAUUCUGAAUAGAUUUUUAACUCCACCAAAAACUGGCAUUGGCUAUCUGUUUUGUUCCAUAUUCAGUUUUCAAGCCAGUUUUGAGAACAACAGAUAAAUCCAGCCCCAGAAGCCAAGAAGGCUGCACAACCAUCUUCACCUUCUGCACAUGUAGAUAACAUAUGACCUGUUUUCAACCGCACACAGUGGAAAACAGCUGAAUUAAAAUGCACUUCUGAUGUUACUACCAACAUCGUGCACAGUAGUGUCAUUCAAUCUCUUCUGAGAUAGUUAACCAUGAUAUGAGUUGCAUCACUUUAUAGAAAAUUGGAGAACAGAGCUUUAAUUCCAGUUGCCUGGUUAAUUGUCAUUAUUUUCCUAAGGCAAAACAAAGUUUACAGUCUGGGUGAACCCCCUUUCAUAAGCCUUGAGUCCCUAUAUCAGAAGAAAUGCAAGAUAAAAGAAAGUAAAUAAAUAAUAAGGCUAAGAUCAUGACAUGGAAAACAAUCUCAGAAUGCUACAUAGUACAUGUGAUAUAGCAUAAUGAUUUAUGUGAGCUUGGUUUUUGAUUGGCUUUUAAAAAUACAUAUUUAUUUCUAAUAUUGCAAGCAUUAAACAUGAAAACAUUACAUAAAUACUGUGUAUCAUGGUAGAAUAUUUCAUAUUUCAGAGUUAUUGUAGUUUUGUAUUUCCCAGUUUUAAUAAUCUCAUUUAAGAUUCUCUGAUGUUGUCUGUGUCAUCAUACAAAAGAUUUAUAUUUAUAUAAAUCAAUUAAUAGGUGUAUAGAUGCGUGUGUUUGUGUAUAUGUGUAUACAGAUUUUCUUGUGAUUUCAGUUUCCUUGAUUUGACUUCAUGUUGCUGGAUUUGAGUGAUCGGCAAAAUUCUCAUUAUAUCAACACAUUGAACUUCUCAUUUAGCACAUUUUAAAGCGAGCAAUAAUUAUUGGUUCAGUAGCUUUGGAUGGGUAGGGAAUAUAGAAGAUGUGCUAUGGAUAAUCCUAUCUCAAGCAUAAUCUAAUGUGUAUUUUAUGAAAUAGUUACAUGGAUAGGUGCAGUUUAUGUUGACACUUACAGUUAUAGAAAUUGUUAUCUCGAACUUGGCAGUUAUGAAAACAAAUGGUAAAUGCUGGUACUGGUUCUGAUGGAAGGCCAUCAAUUAAUCUGUAAAGUUGGCUGUUAAAUCCUUUGAGAAGCAACUAGUUGACUCACUUCAGUAAUUAUAAACCCCAAUGCUGGCUUCAUUUAAAACUGGUACCAACUCUUAAUCCUAAUUGUUUCCCAGGAUCAUAUUGGAUGUUGAACAAAUAAGGUUUUUUAUCUGCACAUUUUGAUGAAAACUUCCAAGAACGGAUUUUCAAUAGCAAUGGGCUGCUGUGAGUUAAAAUUGUCCAGUUAGAUGUACCAUCCCUCCCACUUUAUACAUAUUCAGUUGCUUCUGCAGUAUUAUUUUGGAUUAAUCUGUGUAACAUACUGUUCAAAAAGUACUGUCAAGUUUUAAACAUAAAAGGCACAUACCUGUAUUUGACACACAUAAGUCAUGUAUUGUGUUACAUCUACACUGACUUUUAAAUGUUAAAGGCCCCAACCAGUGGUGCCCUGUGAAGCUCAUUGUUGCUUUCUAUGAAUAGAAUAAGUCCCAAUGUGCUGAUAAAUCUGCAAUAUCAGCUUUGCUACAAAAUAAUCAUUUUGGAUGACCUGGUCCACAAUCUCUGCAUGGAGCAUGGAGCAGCACAUGUAGAUGUUUCCUUCCUCUGAUUUUCCCUCUCCACCAGUGGACUUCCUCACAAGUGGAAAGCUGCACUGGUGGGCCAGUUGUGUGUGUGCCCAGCAUUGGUAUGUUAGAGACCGACUGGAUCGGAUUUUACUGUAUGUUUCAUGUAUCGCUUAAUCUUGCACUUCAUUUAAUUGGACCUAAGCAUUCACCUGAUAAAAGGGCUGUCAGUUUUUGCUGUAAAUAAUGUGUACAUAUAUAUAUAUGUUUAUACUUUUUAAAAAAAUGGUGUACAUUUCAUAUAUAGUGAUCAAGUCUGAAAAUAAUUUCUAAUAUAAAAAAAAUCUGGUAUGGCAUUUUUAAUAUGUUAACUUUACAUAAUUUGUAUUUUAAUCAGGAUUUACAAGUACUAUGGAAAAAUCAUGACACAUUUAAAAAAAACUUUGGAAGCACUCCUAUUUUUGUUUUUCAGUUCAGAGUAGUUUUAGAAUAGAAGGUACUUUGUGUUUCAGGAAGGCUACAGUUAUUGGAUGAAAUCUAGUGCGAUGUUCGCAUGAAAAAUCCUAGUGCUGGUGUUCUUUCUUUAGUGUAUUUUAUUGCCAACGCAUAAAGUCCUGAGAACAGGAUUUCUGCUAGUGGAAAUAUUUUUGUAUCAGCUGACACAUACCAUUUGCUUAUUAACCUUUGUACAUUUUUGUGUUUUAAAAAGUACCACAGAGGAGAGAGAACAUUUUGAAGAUGUUAAAAAGACUGAAUCUGCCUCUUUAAAAUAUAAAUUAUUUGUGAGUGUUUAUGUCACACAUUUUUCCUUUUGAUACAGAAAUUAGCAAAUGCUAAAUAUUGGCUUAAAAAAAUAAAAUGUGGAUAAUUGCAUCAGGAAACCUUAAACUAUGUUUUUAAAAAUGAUUUUUAUGUUGAUAAAAUACCAAACUUUUAAAGAAAAAAUAUCAGCACCAAAUCCGUACACUUGCACAGGGGGCAUUUACCACGGUAUAUGUAUCAAACACAGGUUUAAUAAGCUGUUGACACACUUUUCAAAGUUACAUUUUUGGACCAUUAACACUGAAAAAACCUGACAUGUGGGUCCUUGAGUGAUUUAUUUAAACUUUGUCACUUAAUGUUGAGGCAUAUAUUGUAAAGCAAUUUAGGAAAAUUAUCUGGAAUAGAGUUUUGAAACUGACACGUUAUAAACCGAUGCCUAUUUUGUAUAGUAUGUAAAUCCAAAACAUAGCAUACAGUUUUUAAAAAAUCUUAAUUUUUGUCAAUGUUAAUUUCUUUUAGAAAUCUGCUUUAUCAUGUUAUAAAGUGCAGUCUCUCACCUGGAUGAACAGUGCCCUUUCUUCUUGUACAUACUGAUUAAAACUUUUAUUGUUAUGUGAAACACGUUGGUUUUGAUGAAUACUACUUGGAAUCCUUUUAUACAAACUAGAAUGUAUGUGUAAGAAUUACUGUCACUGCAAUGUAGUAACUACAAAACUAUUUUUAAAUAAAUAAGAGAACUCGUUUUUCUAA
Anolis sagrei ordinatus is the source of this 10795-nucleotide messenger RNA. RefSeq names its product pleckstrin homology domain interacting protein (gene PHIP). Gene Ontology annotation, biological process: regulation of cell shape; regulation of transcription by RNA polymerase II; cytoskeleton organization. The record is from RefSeq and is a predicted model, not a curated record. NCBI's taxonomy places the organism in Eukaryota, Metazoa, Chordata, Lepidosauria, Squamata, Anolidae. Gene Ontology annotation, cellular component: nucleus. Gene Ontology annotation, molecular function: protein binding.